GCCCUCUCGGGGCGCGCAGGGACAGUGAAUCAAACACACUUGGCUGGUGUGCAGGAGGAGCAGAAUCAGACCCUCAACUUGUUCUCCGGACGGAGUCGCUCGGUGUGUGGGUGUGUGUGACCGCGGAGCUCCUCUCGGUGCGGCGCAGCGUCAGCAGCUCUCCACACCGGCCCGGCAUGCACCAUUCGCGGGGGACGACGAGGCAGUGAGCCGCGGACACCCGGAGAGAUGCAGGCGGAGGACAUGGAGGUGCCGAUCAUCCACAACCUGAACGAUACCGGGGACAGACUGAGGCCGAGGGGGAAAGAUGUGUUCAAGGAGCAGCAGAAGGAGUCGGAGAGCUCCAUGGACUCUCCCAACCUGGAGUUUGAGUACGGAGACACGGACACAGUCACCGCUGAGCUCUCAGAGCUCUACAGUUACACAGAGGAGCCGGAGUUCGCUCUCAACAGAGACUACUUUGAGGAGGACUUCAGGAGCCAUGGCAGGAGGUGGAUCGAGCUGGCGGUGGAGGAGCAGAGGACGUACGUGAUGAGGCUGCUGGACGCACUGGAGGUGACGGACAGAGACAAGAGGCUGAAGGUGGCCCGAGCCAUCCUCUACCUGGCUCAGGGAGUGUUUGAUGAGUGCGACACAGAGGUGGACGUGCUCCACUGGUCCAGACACAAUGUCUUUCUGCUCUACGACAUGGGCAUCUUCACGGCGCUGCUGGAGCUGCUCAGCAUGGAGAUAGACAACAACCAGGCGUGCAGCAGUGCAGUGAGGAAACCUGCCAUCUCUCUUGCAGACAGCACGGAGCUCAGAGUGUUACUGAGCAUCAUGUAUUUGAUGGUGGAGACCAUUAGAGUUCAAACAGAGGAUGACCGACCUGAGUGGAUCGCAGCCAGAGAGGCCUUCAAGAAUGAGUUAGGUUCACCUCUGUACAACGGAGAACCCUUUGCCCUGCUCCUCUUCACAAUGGUGACCAAGUUCUGCAGCAUGAAUGCCCCACACUUCCCCAUGAAGAAAGUCCUCCUGCUGCUCUGGAAGACGAUACUGUUCACCUUGGGGGGUUUCGAGGAGCUCCAGCAGAUGAAGGUGCGGGGCCGGGAGCGUCUCAACCUGCCUGCACUACCAGAGGACAGCAUCAAGGUGGUCAGGGCGAUGAGAGCGGCCUCACCACCGGCCUCGGCCAUGGAGCUCAUCGAACAGCAGCAGCAGCAGAAGAGGGGCCGCCGCAGCCGCAGGCCCCUGGUCAAACAGGACAGUCUGGACACGUACAACGAGCGGGACCCCUUCAAGAACGAUGACGCGCGGGACGAGGAGGAGGACCCUGAGGACACUGACAGCGGCAUCGAGGGCGAGGUGGACCCCCUGGACCGUGAUGUCAUCAUCCAGCCUCCGCCUCCGCCGCCUCCUCUGAGACCUCCAACAGAGAGGGUCAACUUCCCCAAGGGCCUCCCCUGGGCCCCUAAAGUCAGGGAGAAAGACAUCGAGCACUUCCUGGAAACCAGUAGAAACAAGUUCAUCGGCUUCACUCUGGGAAAUGACACAGAGACCUUGGUGGGAUUACCCAGACCCAUCCACGAGAGUGUCAAGACUCUGAAACAGCACAAAUAUGUGUCUAUUGCUGAGGUCCAGAUCAAGAGGGAGGACGAGCUGCAACAGUGUCCGCUGACUCUGGGGGAGGAGGAGGUGGAGGAGACUCCAGCAGAGAUCCUGUACCUGGGUAUGCUUCCUAACCUCUCCCAGUAUGUGAUUGCCCUCCUGAAGCUGCUGCUGGCUGCAGCCCCCACCUCCAAAGCCAAAACGGACUCUAUCAACAUCCUGGCUGACGUGCUGCCUGAGGAGAUGCCAUUGUCAGUUGUUGCUCUUUUCCACACUGUCAAACUGUGUAACACUCCCACACCUUCCCUGUUUUUGCAGUUUGAGAUCGUCUCCCAGCACCUGGUGUUCGCCAACUGUAUCCCACUCAUCCUCAAGUUCUUCAACCAGAACAUCAUGUCCUAUAUCAGUGCCAAAAACAGCAUCUGUGUGCUGGACUUCCCUCACUGUGUGGUCCAUGAGAUGCCUGAGCUCACAGCCGAGAGCCUGGAAGCAGGAGACAGCAACCAAUUCUGCUGGAGGAACCUGUUCUCGUGCAUCAACCUGCUGAGGACCCUGAACAAACUGACCAAGUGGAAACACUCCAGGACCAUGAUGUUGGUGGUGUUCAAGUCGGCCCCCAUCCUGAAGAGAGCUCUGAAGGUGAAACAGGCCAUGAUGCAGCUCUACGUCCUCAAGUUGCUCAAGAUCCAGACCAAGUACCUGGGCCGCCAGUGGAGGAAGAGCAACAUGAAGACCAUGUCAGCCAUUUACCAGAAAGUCCGCCACAGGCUCAACGACGACUGGGCGUACGGAAACGAUAUCGAUGCACGGCCCUGGGACUUCCAGGCGGAGGAGUGCGCCCUGCGUGAGAACAUUGAGAAGUUCAACAGCCGCCGGUAUGAUAAGAACAAGAACGGCGACUUCAUGCCCGUGGACAACUGCCUGCAGAGCGUGCUGGGCCAGCGCGUGGAUCUGCCAGAGGACUUCCACUACAGCUACGAGAUGUGGCUGGAGAGGGAGGUGUUCUCUCAGCCGAUCCAGUGGGAGGGGCUGCUGCAGAAUCCGUGA
Messenger RNA from Paralichthys olivaceus (Japanese flounder), 2634 nucleotides. NCBI's taxonomy places the organism in Eukaryota, Metazoa, Chordata, Actinopteri, Pleuronectiformes, Paralichthyidae. The record is from RefSeq and is a predicted model, not a curated record.